Messenger RNA from Eublepharis macularius, 1081 nucleotides. RefSeq names its product ring finger and CHY zinc finger domain containing 1 (gene RCHY1). The record is from RefSeq and is a predicted model, not a curated record. Gene Ontology annotation, cellular component: nucleus. Gene Ontology annotation, biological process: ubiquitin-dependent protein catabolic process; protein ubiquitination. Gene Ontology annotation, molecular function: ubiquitin protein ligase activity; zinc ion binding. The transcript is spliced from 9 exons. NCBI's taxonomy places the organism in Eukaryota, Metazoa, Chordata, Lepidosauria, Squamata, Eublepharidae. Bases 20 to 778 code for a protein of 252 amino acids.
UCCCUCCCUCCCUCGCGACAUGGCGGCGGCCGCCGGGCCCGGAGGCUGCGCGCACUACCGCCGCGGCUGCCUGCUCAAGGCGCCGUGCUGCGGGAGGCUCUACGGCUGCCGCCUGUGCCACGACGAGGGCGAGGAGCACCGCCUGGACCGCUUCGGCGUGCGGCAGGUGCAGUGCGCCCGCUGCGGGAGGCUCCAGCAGGCUCAACAGAAUUGUGAAGACUGCCAUAAUGUUUUUGGAGAGUAUUACUGCAGUAUAUGCCAUCUGUUCGACACAGACAAGAAGCAGUACCAUUGUGAGAAAUGCGGGAUUUGCAGGAUUGGUCCCAAGGAAGAAUUCUUCCACUGUUCCAAAUGUAACUUGUGUUUGGCUCUGACUCUUCAAGGGAAUCAUAAGUGCAUUGAAAAUGUCUCAAGGCAAGAUUGUCCCAUAUGUUUAGAGGACAUUCAUACAUCACGUGUGGGAGCUCAUGUCCUGCCCUGUGGACAUCUUCUUCAUCGAACUUGUUACGAAGAUAUGCUGAAAGAAGGUUAUAGAUGUCCUUUGUGCAUGCAUUCAGCGUUAGAUAUGACCAGGUACUGGCAACGACUGGACAAUGAAGUGGCACAGACGCCUAUGCCCUUGGAGUAUCAGAACAUGAUGGUGGAGAUUCUUUGCAACGACUGCACCUCUCGGUCCACAGUGCAAUUCCAUAUUCUCGGCAUGAAGUGCAAAAACUGUGACUCAUACAACACUGCCCAGGACGGCAGCUGCCAAGCGUCCCGGCACAGCAGUGACUGAGACCCGCUCUGCAGGGGCAAUGCCGCCUGCCGCUUCACACACAGCAGCGUUCUCAGGACGGAGUAGGACAUUUCUCCCUUGUGCAGGAAUUCAUCGCCCUUGUGGAUUUUGCAAAGUUGAAGCAUGUAUUUAUGGCAUGAAUGCCAAAGCUCUGUUGCUUUCUGUAGCAAAAUCCCAUUGGAAAUAUUCCCUGGUUUUGAGAGAGAAUUCUUAGGGACUGUAUACACAGACCAGCUUGAAAGAAACUACAGUUCUUAACAUUUUUGUUCAUAUGAAAGAAUAAAGUGCGUUAUGUGAACAAUA